AUGAUACCUUCCCUUGCAGCCGAUAGAAACAACGAUGCCGUCAGUUUGAUUGAUACAGGCAACAUGGAUGCUGCCAUCUGUGGUUUGUCGCACCUCGUGGAAGGAUUUCGCAAUUUUGUGUGCGAUCAUAAUAAUCCCAACGAAAACUCAGAAGAUAACCUUCGUCCUACAACCCUAAGCUUGGAUCAAUGCAUGGCUAUCAGUCAACCCUGCAAAGCCGACGAUGACGAGGAUGAAGCUAGUAGUACCGAUUCUGGAGAGCACUCCGACGACGAUCAGGCAAACCGUUUCGUGUACCGAACUGGAAUCCGAAUGCCUUCAUCUGUUGCUUUUGAUAAGGAUCGGGAUAGGCUCAUGUCCUCGAUCUUCCUCUUCAAUUUGGGCCUUGCCCAUCAGUUGCGAGCAGAAGCCAUCACCAAAAAUGCCGAACAACAACACACGUUGUACGCCAAGGCACUCAAGAUCUACGGACUUGCAUUCAAAAUGCAAGAACGAGGAGGCUACUUCAACUCCAACUUUCACUUCAUCAUGGCAAUUCUGAACAACAUUGGAGUGAUCCAUGAACGAAUGGGUUCCCUCAUCCUUGCCAAGCAAUGUUUUGGAAAACUCAUGUCAGUACUUAUGCUUCUGACCGAGCGCAAAUGUUACGACACCUCCAAGCUCUACGUGAAAGGAUUCUUCACCAAUGCAAGUCUCUCCUGCCACGAAGCUUGUACAGCAGCAGCUGCUUGA
This is a messenger RNA of Cylindrotheca closterium, 732 nucleotides long. The record is from the annotation of a GenBank genome assembly. Lineage: Eukaryota; Bacillariophyta; Bacillariophyceae; Bacillariales; Bacillariaceae.